Molecule: messenger RNA, 3685 nt
Organism: Trichomycterus rosablanca
Lineage: Eukaryota; Metazoa; Chordata; Actinopteri; Siluriformes; Trichomycteridae
Gene: tmem214
Product: transmembrane protein 214
Exons: 16
Coding region: 135-2177 (680 amino acids)
Cellular component (GO): Golgi apparatus; endoplasmic reticulum
Source: RefSeq, a predicted model, not a curated record
AGAGACGUUUGAAACUCGCAGAUUCAGCUGGAGCUCAACUGCGAAUGAAUUUGCACUACAGGAAAAUAGACUCAGCGAAUAAUUCAAACUUUAGUAAGUUUUUCUCUCUAGUUAUUAUUUAGUGCCUAUAAACAAUGGCAUCGUCCGCUAAUAAUAGUUCUGCCGGCAAAUGGGAGGUUGUAAAGAAAGGCAAGAAACCAAACAGCGCUGGAAAGAGUCAAACCGACAAAAAAUCCAACACUGACGGUGGAAGAAAAGCUCUGAGUGAGUCUAAUCUGCCUAAAGUCGCUUCAAACCCAUCUGUAAAAAUGUCUGAGGCAGCUGUGAAGACUGGAAAGAAGCAAAACAAGGAACAGGUUCCUCCUCCAGCUGUGGCUCAACAAAAAAAGCAGCCCAAGAAAUCUCCGUCAAGCAGCAACACAAAACCUCAACAUUACAAAACAUUGGAGGAAGCAGUCAAGGCACUUAACAUAAAUGAGUUGAGGCAGCAGCUUGAGAAAAGUCAAGCAAUGUUUCCUGAAAAUCCAUCUGUCUGGGUAAAAGAUCUGGCUGGAUAUCUUAAUAGCAAAUUGCUGGCACCAGACACAGAUCCCACACUCAGCACCUAUGCUCACGAUUACCCAUACAGCCUGGCGACGAAGGAACUGCGCAGCAUCAUUAAGAAUUUGCUGGGGAAAAGUGCAGACACACUUCAGGAAUUUUUUGACCAUUGCUUGUUUACCAUGCUCAGUGAGUUGGAUAAACAGACAGGUGAAUCGCUACAUGGCUACAGAAUGUGCAUCCAGGCAAUUAUGAUAUACAAACCCAAAAUAGCCACGCUUAACCUGCCUGAUCAUCUGGAGCUUCUGAGCUCCAACCAGAACCGCCCCACCAAGUGCCUGAGUAUCAUGUGGACCCUUGGACAGGCUGGCUUUAAUGAUCUCAUCCAAGGCAUAAAAGUUUGGCUGGGGAUUAUGCUGCCUGUUCUGGGAGUGAAAACCCUGUCUGCCUACGCAAUUGCAUACCUGGAACGACUACUCGUGCUUCACACCAACCUGACGAAAGGGUUUGGUGUAAUGGGCCCCAAAGAAUUCUUUCCUUUGCUGGAUUUUGCAUACAUGCCGAAAAAUGCCCUAUCAGCAAGUCUACAGGAGCAGCUGAGGAGGCUUUACCCACGCCUGAAGGUGCUAUCAUUUGGUUCAAAGCCAGAAUCAACGCUACAUACUUUCUUUCCUUCCUUUCUCUCCAGAGCCACACCCAACUGCCCUGAUGCUAUGAAGAAAGAGUUGCUAAAUAGCCUGACUGAGUGCCUCUGUGUAGAUGCACAGAGUCUGGGUGUAUGGAGGCAGCUUUACACCAAACACCUAACCCAGUCCAGUCUCUUAUUGAAUCAUCUGCAUAGUACAUGGAGCACACUCCCACCAAAGUUGCGACAGAACCUUCAGGAAACCAUUCAGUCAUUCAGAGUGACCAAUGAAGAGAUUAAGACUACUGGAAAUUCUGAAGAUGUACAGGAAUGCAGUGCAGUUUGCAGUUCUCUUCAGAUGAAGAUUCGCUCUCAGGGUUUUCCAUGGUCACGGCUGCUAAUGGCGGUGCUGGUGUUCGCUGUUGGUUUCAUUGCUCAUGAUGUAAGGUCUCAUGGCGCCUUUGCGGACUCCACCACAGCACUGUACCUAAAACAGAGUGGAAUAACUGCUGUAUCUGAGCAGACCUGGAAAAAAGUGUCACAUUACAGUCAGCAAGGCAUCAGCUGGUUAGCUGAGAAUACACCUCAUUAUUACUCUCUGGCUGUGGAGACUGUGGGUCCAGUACUGAAAGUAACCACUGAGAAGCUGAAGGUGGCUGCAGUCUUAAUCGGACAGAAGAGCUCUGAAAUAAUACUGUGGGUGCAGGAGAACACACCACUAGUCAUUGAAUGGAUCAAUACUAACACUCCAGACAGUGUUUUUCAUUUUCUGGAGUUUGUGAAGGAGCUUCUACUGUUUGUGCAUCAGAACUACAUUUUGCCUGCUGUGCAGUACAUCAUUGUAGCCCUGCAGCAUCUCUGGCAGUCGGUGCAAGACUCAUGCAAUGGUGAAGUGUCAUUUCUGUGCAUACAGAACCAUGUGGUGGCGUUUACCAACAGCACAUGGAUCUACCUUCAGGACACUACAGCAGCUAUACAGACCUGGGCACAGGAGCUGCUUUCCAAAGCAUGAUGCAGGCCCAGCACAGGCACACAAUAUAUCGGACAAAGACUGUCUGCACUUCUGUUUACCCACUUUUGCUGGGUCUGAAGGACAAUUAUAUUUCAUCUAACAUUUCUAAUCUGAGGGACUCCUUGAAAAGUGGGACACACGUUAACUUUAUAAACCACCACAUUCCUUGUUGGUGAUCCUUCUCUCAUCCUCCUUCCAAAUGGCAGGAUUUUUUAUAAUUGGUUUUGUACCCACCAUUUUCUAAAGUUCUUGUUGUAAUUAAUGGUAUGGUAUUUAUUUUAUUGAUGGAAAAAAAUAAAAGACUGCAGUAGACAUUGCUGUUGGAUAACUAGACAUAAAAGUGCUAAAUGACACAAGAUCCAGACAUUUCCAAUUGUAAGAUAACACAGUAAACAAUGGAAAGUAGAGUAGCAAUGAAUUUACAGAAAGACAUUUAAGUCAAAUUUGGUGUAAUGUGAAAGUUUAAAUAUUUAACAUACAUGCUGGGCAACAAUUAUCUCAGAUCCUUGACACUAAUGUUAUUUGGAUCCUAACCUUUAAAUUGAGUUGUUGCGUUUUAUUUACAUCAGCAUGAAAAGGCAUUGUAUGGUUAAAUUACCAAACCUUUAUUCCAGAUUUGUUGCACUAAACUAGAUUGAUGAACUUACUGGGCCUACCCAGUUAGGCUGGUGAAAUAACUAGGGACACAGUUUCACAGCAAUAGCCUUUUUGCUGCCAAUCUUAAAUUAACGACACCACUCACCCAGUUUUUAAGUUUUAGAGAUCUUGAAACGAUUGCUACUGAUUGUCUGCAAAUGUUUUAUUUCAUCCCUUAAUGUGAGCUGGAAAGUUGUAUGAAACAAAGUCUCUUAAUUAUAAGUGUCAGAGAUCUUGAAAUGACUGCUGCUGAUAUUGUCUACUAAUGUUUUACCUUUAACCAAACUGUAAAACAUGAUGUUAAAAUCCUAAUAAAUAAACAAACUUUAUCCCUUAAUGUGAGCUACAAAAUUGUAUGAAACAAAGUCCCUUAAUUAUAUAUGCUAUAUGGCCAAAAGUAUGUAGGAACCUUAUUAGUCAGUUCAGGUGUUUUUAGCUACACCUAUAGCUAUUCCAUAUUAAUGCCCAUCAAACUUGUGGUCAGAUAUCCAAAUGCUUUUUGCCAUAUAUGCCACAUAUUUAAGUCCAGUAGAUCUGAGACUUUUGACAGAAUUUAGCUCAGAAAAACACGUACCAUAGAAAAAUACUGGAUUUGUGUCAGGAACCAGUCAACAGUGUUAAGGUGUAGUUGGUUAUGGUUAUAAGGGUUGUGGUAGCUCAGCGGUCAUGGUACUGGCCUUGUAACUCUAAGGUUGCUGGUCCUGCUAUUCCACUGCUGGGCCCCUGAGCAAAUCAAACUAAAGACCCACUCCAAACAACAGGUCUGGGACUAAAGUAAAAGUGAAUGAGGAAUAUGAUAAAUGUAAUGCCCUAAUGUUGUUUGGCAUAAAUGGUUUAUAAAUGAAUAAAUAAAGUCUUUAGUCCUGCCCAUG